UCUGCAUUGGAUGGAACAGGUGAUCCGACCUAUUAAGCCGGGCGGGGAAGAGGGAAGAAAAGGUGCCCUUUCCGAUUCCGGGAAGGGGUUUUCGUCCUCUUCUCUCUAUUUGGCACGUUUCGAUCGCUCGAAGCGCCGUGGUCUCCAUCAGAUCGCCACGGUACUUAUCACGGUGGACCUGCACUGCUGCACCUGCUCCAAGAAGAUCAAGAAAGCUCUGUGCAAGCUCCAAAACCGGUUCAACAUCGAAUCAAUCGUCUACGACCAGAAGAAGAACACCAUCACAGUAUCCGGCCCCUUCAACCCUGACUGCUUCAUCAAGAAGAUUCGCUGCCUCGCCUGCAAGGUGAUCAUAUGUGUCCAGAUCAAGCAGAAGCAGAAACCCGUAACUCCGCCACCGCCACCGCCACCGCCACCGCCGCCUAAGGUGGAUGUGAAUUUAGGCGUGUGUGUUUACCCGGGGUGGCCCAACUGCUGGGUCUACGACGGCGUCUGCGACGGCCUCCCGCCGCCCGCCUUCUGCCGUCCCUGUCGCGACGGCUACAAUAUCAUCGUCGAGCAGGAGCCUUGUCAGUCCUGCUCUAUUAUGUAAUUUCCUAUACGUAUAGUUAUUCUCGUUGCAAGAUGUUAUUGGGUAACAGUAAUAGAUAACGGAUAAGAAGGCGGACUGAGGUAAACGUCAUGUGACUUCCUCUGUCAGCAACGUACGUAAUAUAAUAUUUGAUGAUAUAUAUGUCUAUGCUGUUAUCUCUCAGUCGUCGCAAUACGAUGUUUAUAUAGAGAUUUUGGUUUA
This is a messenger RNA of Musa acuminata AAA Group (dessert banana), 793 nucleotides long. RefSeq names its product protein PYRICULARIA ORYZAE RESISTANCE 21-like. Gene Ontology annotation, molecular function: metal ion binding. Bases 11 to 592 code for a protein of 193 amino acids. Gene Ontology annotation, biological process: regulation of defense response to fungus. NCBI's taxonomy places the organism in Eukaryota, Viridiplantae, Streptophyta, Magnoliopsida, Zingiberales, Musaceae. The transcript has 3 exons. The record is from RefSeq and is a predicted model, not a curated record.